UUAUUGUUAUUAAUGAUAUGUCAAGACGUCAGUUUUUUAGAUGAAAUAUGAAAUUGUUUCAGAUAGAAAGCUAAAAAGAAUGCAAACACAGAGAACAUGCAUACAUAAAAAAUAUCACCUACUUAUUAUUUUUGAUGGUGUAUGCUGGUAAUAAUAAUUAAUUUUUUGUCAGUGUUACUCAGUUUAUUGCUCUUGUUAUCAUACUUUUUCUACCUGGUUUGUAGAAUUUUUCGUAAUAUGGACCCAGAAGACGCUAAAUUCUUAAGAACGGAUCGACGUCCUGGCACUUUGGAUGUCCAUCCGACUCUUAAUGCCAUUGUUUUGAACUAUGAAUUGGAAGUCCAGAUACUUGGUGACAAUGAAAAUAUUAUUUACGGCGAGAAACAUAGUAUGAAGAAAAUUAUUGAAUUGCCAAUGUUAAAUACCAGGACAGAUUGUCAUGCUCUAGCAAGAGAAUUACUGUCACAAUGUGAUUUGAUUCAUCCAUCAAGAUUAGCAGAAGUUGAGCAGACUAUUUAUUAUUUGAAGAAAAGAAAAAAUGUUCAAAACACUAUUAAAGAUAUUAACAACGUUAUAAAAAAUUCCUCUGAAACUAAUGGAGCUAACAUCAAUAAUUUGAAUGAAUAUAUUGAACUACUAUAUGAAGAAUUACCAGAGAAAAUUAAAGCUGCAAGUUAUAUACUGCAAUUGGCUAAAGAUCCUGAAAAUUUAGAGUCUCUUUCAAAAAAUGAAACGAUAUUGAGUGCCUUGGCAAGAGUAUUACGGGAGGAUUGGAAACGCAGUAUUGUCUUGAGUACAAAUUUAAUAUUUACGUUUUUCUGCUUCUCUACAUACUCAUGUUUUCACCACGUUAUCCUAAGUUAUAAGAUUGGAUCUCUUUGCAUGGAAAUUAUUGAUUACGAAUUGAGAAGGUAUGAUGACUGGAAAGCUGUUACUGAAGGAGGUAAACCUCCCAGUGAACCUUCACUAAUUCGAAGAACUUGCCCUAGCAGCGCAAGUAUGACCGAAAUUCAUAAAAGUCGAAUUCCAGAACCUGUUAGACCAAAAUCAGGUCAUUUUGGCGAUAUUGCGAAAAGUGGUUUGGAGGGAAGUAUCUAUGAUGAUCUUUCAACCUCUACCGAUAAUUUAGAUGAUAAAAAACAACUAACAGAAGAAGAGAAAAUUAAAAGAUAUCGCACAUUAAUUCGAAAACAGGAACAAUUGCUACGAGUUGCAUUUUAUCUGCUCCUUAACAUAGCUGAAAAUGAGAAUGUCGAAGAAAAAAUGAGCAAAAAGAAUAUUAUCGGCCUUCUUGCUAAAGCUCUUGAUCGAGAAAACGAAGAAUUGUUGGUUCUUGUAGUUUCAUUUCUUAAAAAGUUAUCGGUAAUGAAUAAUAAUGUCUACCAAAUGUCCGAACUACACGUACUAGAAAAACUAGCGAAACUUCUGAAAAGUAAUAAUUCAGAUUUAAUCCAUCUUAUUUUGAAAUUACUUUUCAAUUUGUCUUUCGAUGGCGAAUUACGUGCACAGAUGGUGUCGUUGGGUUUCUUACCAAAGUUUGUCAGUUUGUUAACUGAUGAUAAGCAACAAGAAACAGUAAUGAAAUUGUUAUAUCACCUAAGUUAUGAUAAUGAUGUCAAAACACAAUUUGCUUACACAGAUUGUGUUUCUUUGAUAUUUGACAUGCUUGAGCUGAGCGUUACUGAAGAAGUUGAUCAAGUAAUGUUAGCUCUUUGUAUAAAUUUAUCAAUGAAUCCGCAAAACGCUCAAUUAAUGGUUGACAAUAAUGGUCUCCAGUCGCUUAUGACGAGAGCAUUUCGAUAUCAAGAUGCUCUUUUAAUGAAAAUGAUACGUAACAUUUCUGAACACGAAUCUCUAAAGCCCAAUUUUAUUGAAUUCGUUGGCGAUCUUGCUAAAGCAGUUAUUGAGUCAAAGAAGGAAGAUUUUAUUAUCGAAUGUCUGGGUGUGCUGUCUAAUUUAAAUCUUCCAGAUCUGGAUUGGGCUGAAAUAUUCAAACAUUUUGAUAUGAUUACUUGGUUUAAAAAUGUUGUAAAACGUAAUAACGUUGAACCAGAUUUCGUACUAGAAAUUAUAGUUCUUUUGGGCACUGCUGCUUAUGAUGAAAGUUGUGCCCAACUCAUAUGCAAUUCUGACUUACUGCAGUUACUAAUAGAGUUGUUGAAGUUUCAUCAAGAAGAUGAUGAAAUUGUCUUGCAAAUAAUUUACGUAUUUUUAGUAAUACUAGCGCAUGAAUCUACUGUUCAGUACGUUAUUAAUAAAACAGAAGCUCCAGCCUACCUCAUUGAUCUGCUUCAAGACAAUAACAAAAAUAUUCGAAAAGUAUGUAAUACAUGUUUGAAUAUGAUAAUGGAUAAUAGCACUUCAUGGGCAGAAAGAAUUCGGAUUGAACGCUUCAGACAUCAUAACGAGCAAUGGUUGCAGAUGGUGGAUAAUCACCAAUUUGAUGAGGAAGAGGAGCAAGAAAAAGAAAUAGAACCUGUAUUUAUGAACACUGGUUACAUUAGUUCGAAUAUUGUAACUUCUCUUGCUGAUUUAGAUGCAAUGCCGAAGACUCCUAAAAAAUCUGAAGUUUUAUCCACUACGGAAAACGAUUAUUUUGAAAGACCUGAAACUUCACUUUUGCAAGAUUUCGAAAUUGAAUCGUUGGACGGCUCUAUUUAAAUAAUUUUUCUGUCUGGUUACUACACAAAGUACCUAUGCACAAGAUAUUAAUAAAAGAGUAGCUUUAUUAGCUUUAAUUAUUUAGUGCUUUGGUAUAAUAUUAAAUAUUGCAUUUCUAUCUAGUCAGUAAUCACAUAGUGUAUUAUUUUGCUGUAGCUAUUAAGAACAAGUAUUUAAAUUAUGCA
Molecule: messenger RNA, 2846 nt
Organism: Agrilus planipennis (emerald ash borer)
Lineage: Eukaryota; Metazoa; Arthropoda; Insecta; Coleoptera; Buprestidae
Gene: Kap3
Product: kinesin-associated protein 3
Exons: 13
Coding region: 142-2661 (839 amino acids)
Biological process (GO): microtubule-based movement; cilium organization
Cellular component (GO): kinesin II complex; axoneme; ciliary transition zone
Molecular function (GO): kinesin binding
Source: RefSeq, a predicted model, not a curated record